This is a messenger RNA of Acipenser ruthenus (sterlet), 968 nucleotides long. RefSeq names its product E3 SUMO-protein ligase ZBED1-like. The record is from RefSeq and is a predicted model, not a curated record. The transcript has a single exon. Gene Ontology annotation, molecular function: protein dimerization activity. The coding region runs from base 367 to 864 and encodes 165 amino acids. Lineage: Eukaryota; Metazoa; Chordata; Actinopteri; Acipenseriformes; Acipenseridae.
UCCAUGAGCAGAGGGAAGCAGUUACCACAGCCCUCUGUCUACUUGGAAAGAACACCCUAUGCUUAAGCAAUGAAGAGCUAUCCAUGAUCCACCUUACCAUUGAGGCCCUGAGACCCUUCGAAGAGGCAACGCGGGAAGUUUCAGCCGAAAAACAUGUUUCUGUCUCAAAAGUGAUUCCCCUUGUGUCACUACUUCUCAGAGCAGCUGCAGCCACUGAGCGUCAAGGUAGCUCCCUUGCCACAGAACUGGCACUGCAAUGUCAACGCAGAUUCCGUGGGAUUGAAACCUUUCACAGUCUCGUUGCCAGCACGUUCUUGGACAUAAGGUUUAAAAACCUUGCAUUUUGUGACAGACAAUGUGGAAACUAUGAAAAAGCGAAUGCUUACUGAAAUGCAGGAAGUCCAUCAGCCCACUUCAGAGUCACCACCGCCAGGCUCUACCUCAGCACCUGUGCCAAGCUCUGCCUCUGCACCUAUGCCAAGAUUUGCCUCACCAGUGACUCCUGCAUCUACCCCAAGCUCUGCCCCAGCUACAGCAAAAGGAGGGAUAUGGGCGGAUUUUGACAUUCAAGUUCUGUCUGCCCAACAGCACCGCUCAACAGGUACUGAUGCACUCAUUGAAAUGCGCCGUUACUUAGAGGAAAAGUUAAUUCCCCGGGACCAGGACCCAUUACAUUGGUGGCAAGAGCAUGAGCAAACAUUCCCAUCCCUAAGCAGACUUGCAGCAAAAUACCUGGGAUUCAUUGCUUCAUCCGUACCCUCAGAAAGAAUUUUUUCAAAGGCAGGAGAGUUAGUGAGCCAAAGAAGAAACAGACUGAAGGGGGAAAAUGUCAACAUGCUGUUGUUUCUAAACAAAAACCUAUAAAUGGGGAAAGAAUCAAGGUAGAGGUUGACAAUUACUUUAUGUAGCCUACAUUUCAAGUGCUGACCUCAGGUGCAUCCUGCCUGGUGCUGUAAGAAGUUUAUGUG